GCCUUUUGCAAAAACGGAGCAGAUCAACACUCGCACAGGCCUCGGAGAGCCCCUGAUGAAUCCAGCUCCCUAAGACAGACGCGACCCGGGGUGGGUGGGGUAGCAAAGCCACCAAAAGCCUCUAUGCAGUGCUUUCUGCCCGAAGUGGGGGCGAGGGUGACGGGAAGAGCGGAGGGGGUGGCUACAAGUUUAACUUCCCGGCCUCUCGAAAGGAAGAGACUCGGGUGGGAGAGGAAGAGGCGUAGGAGAAAGGGGUGGGUGCGGGGCAGGGUCCGGAGCCCAGCAGAGGAGGAGCUGGGGCCUAGUCGGCGCUAUACCGGCGUCACUACGGCAAAGAAAGGCAAGGGGGAGGGGGAAGCAAGAGACUCAGGAUGGACGCCGGACUGCUUUCGGUUUCUGCCCAAAGGUGCGGCCGGGCAGGGGGAAGGAAAUAAAGGAAGAGAGGUUUGAUGUGUGUUGCUGUCCUCGCAGCGAGCUAUUCUGUGUCGUCUCUGACGCCACCGUACACUCCGCCUUCCAGCGCGCUCCCGCGCGCGCCCGCCCAGCUACCUCCACCACGCGCCCGUGCUAACCCUGAGGCUCCGGCUUGGGCGCGUGGACGCGCCCAUUCCCCCCUCCUCUUCCAGCAGGAGAGGCCCCGGCUUCUCCAGCCUUCCCACCCUACCCCACCGCACCCAAUAGGCUGGCUAUUCAAGCCGCCCAGGGCCCGCACUGCCCCUCUUACCCGGCCGGCCACUAGGCCGGCCUCCUUCCCUUCCCUAGCCGUCCACACCCACGCGUACAGAGGGGCCGGGGCCUCCCUCAAGCUGCGGCCUCGGCCUCCUCCCCGCGCGGCAGCUGGUGCCUCCCCGGCCCUACGGGGCUCACGCGCACGACACAGCCACAAGAUGUCCGCUCUGACGGAACUACUGCCAGCUGCCACGCUCCGCCCCUCCCCCUUCUCCUGCCUCUUCACCGCCGCGGAUCAGUCCGCCAACGCCGCCGUCGCGAGCACAGGACCGAUGUAAGGCUGAAGCCAGACGGCUUGCUUCCCACGUCCGGGGCCAAGUGAAUACGUGCCAAUGCCUUUUCCUUGUCCUUCUCGGAACAGCACCUUCUUAUUGAACAGAUCGGAGAUUGGACUAGGAGGGCGGGGGAGGGAGGCGGAUCAUGGGCUGGGGGGAGGGUAAACGAGUGGCGGAAACCCUUAGGCUCAGAGAAGCAUCGAGAACCGGAAGGAGACCAUGGGAGGAAGGUAAAGCAAGCAGCCGCUGCGCGACCAAGCCCCACGCCCCUCCCCACAGCGUCCCCCAGUUUCCUCACUUGGUAUUGAGGCGACGACUCUCGCGAGAACUUCGUGGCUGGCUAACCGAAGCAGUAGCUCUGCAAUGACUUAAGAGCAGUUUUGGGCGCUCUUCCUCUCGGGGUCCCGCCCCCAAAAUCCAUAAAUUCUCGCGAGACGCAGUGAGGCACCGGCUCGAACUGGGGCGGGCCACGGCCAGGAAAGCACCGCCCCUGAAUGUUUAAGCCGGUGGUUGGAAGAGGAAAUGGAAUUCCCCGGACUUGUAAGAGCGCGCGCCGACACAGUCCUCUCUCACGCGCCCAAUCAGGAGUGUGCGGUGGGAGGUGUCAUGGAUUAAUUACCAGAUAACUUGAGUCGAUGUUGAGCCGGGAUUUUGAGAUUUCCGGUGGAGCAGCACCUGUUGAUUUGUGCUGCUACCUGGAAGAGAUGCAACACCUGAUCAUGGGACAUCAAGUGACUGUGUGAAUCAAACUGCCCAUCAUGAAUUGGUGUUAAUUUGACUCACCAAACUGUACAAAUGAAUGAGCACAGGAACAAUGCAUUACAUAUGGGACUGGAACCAUGAAUGAGCAGGUGACUAGACUCCUACAGUACCUGCCUGUACUCCUUCAACACUUCUCCCUCAAUGCACAUAAACUGUCAUCAUAAGGAGUUCCCUCUGACCAGUUAAUGGAAGAGAAAAAAGUAUGGAUCUUGUGGAUAUCCUAAUAUAUCUCUGGCCAUUGGACCCCUAGAAACCUUUGGCAAGUCCUGGAAGUUUUUCAAGGUUCAUCUUGCACCUUUCUUACAAAAACAUGUAGAAUGCUGCCUACUUCUGCUCAUCAGUUUUAUUUAAUAUAAUUUCAUUACUAUAAU
Molecule: messenger RNA, 2137 nt
Organism: Callithrix jacchus (white-tufted-ear marmoset)
Lineage: Eukaryota; Metazoa; Chordata; Mammalia; Primates; Cebidae
Source: RefSeq, a predicted model, not a curated record